CAUCACAGCCGCCUCUCAAAGAUCUCCAUAAUUUAUUGCUUUAAUAGCUCGGCAGGCGGCAGCCACUUAACUCUCACAUAUUCCUCUUUAAAAAGUCGUUCCUCUCGUCUUCCUCCUCUAAUAUUUUCCAAUGGAGAAUUUUGCAUCAUUUUUUCCGCUUUCAUCUUCAGCAGCAGCAGAAACAACCAUGUCAUUGAACGUGGGUAGUUCUCAAGGUUUUACAGACUACUUCCAAGUUAACAAGGAAAAUGGGUUCUUGGGCUUGAUCCAGGAGAUGGAGGAUCAUCAACAUCAUCAUCAUCAUCAUGUGAUGGGUGGUUUCAAUGGUAACAAUAGCAACAAUUAUAUCAACUUGUCUUCUCAGAAUAAAAGCUUUGGUGGGUCUGAAAAUGAAGAGAAAUUAUUGGGGAAGAAGAAGGGAUCGGAGAAGAAAAUAAGAAAGCCUAGAUAUGCCUUUCAAACAAGGAGCAGAGUUGAUAUUCUUGAUGAUGGGUACAGAUGGAGAAAGUAUGGCCAGAAGGCUGUCAAGAACAAUAAGUUUCCAAGAAGCUAUUACCGGUGUACUCAUCAAGGGUGCAAUGUCAAAAAGCAAGUUCAAAGAUUGACAAGAGAUGAAGGAAUUGUUGUCACAACCUAUGAAGGAAUGCAUUCUCAUCCAAUUGAAAAAUCUACUGAUAACUUUGAGCACAUCUUGAGCCAAAUGCAAAUCUAUGCACUUCCUUUUAAUUAGUCCCUUAAUCUCCAAUACAAGAAUUAACAUUUAAUAUUAAUUUCUUGUACAUUAAUAAAUUAUGUAAUGCUUUUUUUUGUAUAAUCCUUAGUCCGGGGAUUAGCCGAUUUGAUUAGUGUGUAACUCUAAGAGAUUAAUGACUCAAAAUCCUUUUUGCUUGAAUCCCUUAAACAUUUUUAAUGUGUAUAAUUUUAAUACUCUUUUAUGCAUAAUGCAAACAUUAAUCAUUAACCGAUUUAUCUAA
This is a messenger RNA of Hevea brasiliensis (rubber tree), 974 nucleotides long. Its product is annotated as probable WRKY transcription factor 75. The record is from RefSeq and is a predicted model, not a curated record. Lineage: Eukaryota; Viridiplantae; Streptophyta; Magnoliopsida; Malpighiales; Euphorbiaceae. The transcript has 2 exons. Gene Ontology annotation, molecular function: sequence-specific DNA binding; DNA-binding transcription factor activity. Gene Ontology annotation, biological process: regulation of DNA-templated transcription. The coding region runs from base 131 to 730 and encodes 199 amino acids.